Messenger RNA from Patiria miniata (bat star), 3055 nucleotides. RefSeq lists its product as uncharacterized. The record is from RefSeq and is a predicted model, not a curated record. The transcript is spliced from 4 exons. Bases 309 to 2159 code for a protein of 616 amino acids. Lineage: Eukaryota; Metazoa; Echinodermata; Asteroidea; Valvatida; Asterinidae.
ACUUUACAAAGCACUAUGGGUAAUCGAGUUGGCAAUGAAAAAUACGCACAGUACAUACAGCUGUUCGGCCCGGCCGGCUGCGAAGCUAGCUCGCGUCACAAGCCAGGAGCCAUAGUUAAGGCUUUUAUUGUGUCUCCUGAUGUGCUGCUUGUCGACAUGUCCUGUACAGUCUGGCUGCACCUUUAUUCUCAACCCUCUGCAGCUAGUGUAACAUGCACGGCACUUCAUGACCUCAACUGAAUAGUGUGCACAUCAAGUUUUCCUCAGUAAUCAGCAUUUUCUCUCCAAGUGAGAUUGUGAUAUCAAUCAUGCAUUGUGCAGCAGCAUCCUGUGUGAACAAUUCAAAAUACAGGGAUAGGUUGAUUGUUAUGCCACAUGUAAUUGAACUACAGUUCCAUAAGGCACAUGCAGAGGACUACACUAAAUGGGAAAAGAAGCUUGACAAGACGGAUUACAGGGUGUCACAGUAUACAAGAAUUUGCAGUAAUCACUUCAAGUAUGGUAAGCCAUUAGCAGGGAGUUCUGUUCCUACACUGUACAUGCGUUCCUACCCGGACUGGGCAUUGUCAAGAAAACAGGCAGCUAAGGAAGUUGCAGCAGUAGAAAAUGGACUGAUUUGUCAUGCAUUGGUGCAUGUGUGUAAGUAUCUGGACCCACAGACAACAACUAGACUUGCGGAGCAGCUGAGAGUACAACCUGGAAAGAACAGUGACUGUAUUUUCCAAAAAUUGCUGUCCAUGUCUAGUACUGAGGCUAGACAGUUAUUACAGCAAGUUGCACCAAUUGUGCCGGGAGGAAAAUGUUUAGAGGCCCUCCAUAUUUAUAGAUAUGGAGCCUUGUGUGAAGGGACCGGUUGGUUAUCGGCUCAGUUUCAGCCCACUAAAGUUGACUCUGUCUGCGCUAAUAAAAGGAAAGACUGUAAUCCUUAUUCAAUACCUGCCUCCCAUUCAUAUGCCAAACCUGAAACAUUCAAACAGUCCACAGAGAUGGUUCAUUGUGGACACCAGUGUAAUAGAAAAGAGGGUGUAGCUUGGAGGAAGCACAACAAUAAAAAACAAAGAUUAACAGCAGUGGAAUGUAAAGAAGAAGUACUUUAUGAAAAUUACUUCCAUGGAGAUUCAACUCUUAGGGAAACACAAAAUAUCCAGCUAAGUGAAAAAAUCACUGAACCUGAAAGUGCAUUGAAGUGCACACAGCAGAUCAUGAAAGGACCAAAAGUGUCCAUCGAGUCAAUAAAGCAUUCUGAUGAACUUAUUCAGCUUCAUACCGGGUUGCCGUCAUAUCAGUACUUCAAGUGGAUUUAUAAAGAAGUUGACAAGGCAUCAGAAAAUAUGAAAUAUUGGCAUGGUAAUGGAUCAAAAAAGGCCAAAAAAUAUAUAGAAACCAACCAGAAAAAGCCUGGACCAAGUCGAGUGGUGUCUAAAGAAAAUGAACUCCUGAUAACUUUAAUGAAGUUAAGACUUAACAUGAUGGAGGAGUACCUGGCAUACCUUUUUAAUGUUAAGCAGCCCACAGUCUCCUCCAUAUUAUCCACAUGGAUUCCGUUGUUGAGCCAUGAACUGUCUGGAUUGAUUUACUGGCCUGAAGUGGAGGAAAUCAAACUUUGCUAUCAAGAUUGUUUUAAGAGAUGGCCAGGCAUUAGAGCACUAUUAGAUUGUUUUGAAAUCCCAACCCAGAAACCAUCGCAUGUAGAGGCAAAUACACAAGUAUUUUCAUCGUAUAAGAAUCGGGCCACCACCAAAUUCUGCCUUGCUUGUACACCAGGAGGAUCUAUCUCCUUCAUAUCACCCCCAGCAGGUGGAAACAUGUCGGACAAGGAGAUUGUCAUUGCAUGCAACCUUCCCCAAAAAUUCUCCCCUGGUGAUAAGUGUAUGGUUGACAAAGGUUUCCUUAUCAAAGGGGAGUUGUUGGAGUAUGGUGUUGAACUUAUCCAUCCACCUUUUGUACAUAAAGGCCAGCCUUUCACUGAGGAAAAGAAUAGAUGGAGCAAGCAAAUUGCACAUGCUCGAAUUCACAUUGAGCGCGUCAUUGGUAGGUUACGUGACUACAAGUACUUGUCAAGUGAAAUACCAGUGUCUCAACUGGAUUUGAUAGGUCCUGCAGCUAGGGUAUGUUGUGCUCUUACCAACCUUAAAAGUUCUGUUGUUGGAAAGAGUUAGUGGUGAACAAAAAAUGCUACAUUUUAAUAAAAUGUUCACCCAUUAGUUAAUGUUUAUGAUGAUGUGAAUGUUGUUUAAUACAGCUGUGCAUCAGUGUGCAAAAACUACAGAGCUUAUGUUUUUGUUGGGGGAUGUUUGUUCAUUUUGAUCAAACAAAACUAAGAUGAUGAUUGCGAUGAUAAUUUAAAAAAACAGAUAUUAAAAUGAACCAGGCCUGACUUUUUAACCAGAGGUUAUCAGUUUUCAUUUGAAUGAAGUACUCAAAAAAAGUAUGCACAAUGAGAGUUAUCAUUCAAUAUGAGAGUUUGUUCUGCGUCUGUAUAAUUUAAUACAUUUAUUUACAUGAACCGUUUCACUGGUAAUUCCUGACCCUCUCAGUGAGAUAGCAACUGUGGCAUACAUUGUAAACAUGGUAAAUGAAGUUUUUACCAAUGGCAUUAUUGAUGCUUUUUUCUUAAUAGUUGUUCUCAUACAAACUGAUUAUACAAUGUUUACCUGAGGAUUUUAAAUAUUUAACAAACUUGAAUUUGCAAUAAAUAUGGUAAAUUUUAGUUUAAUGAAUAAUGAACCCGGUGAGUAGAUGUAUAUACAUGUAUAUAUAUGAAAAAUAUAUAUAUGUGCAAUUAAUGCCCUUUAGUUUAUAUUAAUUAAUAAAUUAUUAAAUACAUAUACAACUGUAGAAUAAGAAAUCCAAUGGAUUAGUCCCUUUGGAGACAUAUCUGUCAUUAUAUUAGUUCUGUUUGAAAAAGUUUUACAUAUACCUUCCAGCAUUCUUGUUGAAAUCCCUGUGCAGUGCUGCACUACACCUUGGAAACCAUACCCCAUAAUUAAUUUGUGAAGAUUCAAAUGACAAUAUAUAUACAUUGAACUGCAAUAAACUGUGAAUGUUUCAUUCA